GAAUUUGCUAACGGGCUGACGUAGAGGUCUGCUCUUCGUCUGAGCGUCUCUGCUACAACUGUGGGUAGUCCCUGUGGAUUGGCAGCUUGCUUAUUGUGCAUCAUUUGCUGAUACUUUCGUGGUUCAACAGGCAAGCAGCCUGGUACGUCUCUCACGUGUGUCACGUCGCCCGAGCGAGAUCUCUGAUCAAUCGACAGGCCAUGAAUCCAGCAGCUGCCCGCGUCCUCGUACUACUGAGAGUAAGCUUCCCUGGACCUCGUCAUUGGAAUGCGCAGGGAAUGCUGAUAUAUUCGAUUUCUUCAGCCAAGCAAUGCUACAACUGCCAGGGACUAGGCCACGUUCAGGCCGAUUGUCCCACGUUGCGCUUGAACGGUGCCAACGGCCGCUGCUACAACUGCAGUCAGCCCGGCCACCUUGCCGUACGUUCAUCGGCAACCUCGGUCUUUGCUUUACUAACUGCCUCCUAGCGCAACUGCCCCGCCCCUGCUACCGGCGCUCCCCGGGCUGCUGGUCCCCCUCCCCCCCGCGGCGGAUUCAACGGCGGCUUCCGCGGCGGAUUCAGCGGAUACCCUCGUGCUGCGACCUGCUACAAGUGCGGUGGCCCCAACCACUUCGCCCGUGAUUGCCAGGCUCAGGCCAUGAAGUGCUACGCCUGCGGCAAGCUGGUAGGUACCCUCGCUAUCAGAGAGCUCUCAGGCUGAUAAUCUCCCGCAGGGUCACAUCUCCCGCGACUGCACUGCCCCCAACGGUGGCCCCCUGAGCUCCGCCGGCAAGGUCUGCUACAAGUGCUCCCAGGCCGGCCACAUCUCUCGCGACUGCCCCACCAACGAGAUCGGUGUCCAG
This is a messenger RNA of Aspergillus heteromorphus CBS 117.55, 843 nucleotides long. RefSeq names its product putative zinc knuckle nucleic acid binding protein (gene gisB). The transcript has a single exon. The record is from RefSeq and is a predicted model, not a curated record. Lineage: Eukaryota; Fungi; Ascomycota; Eurotiomycetes; Eurotiales; Aspergillaceae. Gene Ontology annotation, molecular function: zinc ion binding; nucleic acid binding. The coding region runs from base 279 to 467 and encodes 62 amino acids.